UCUUACACGCUAUCCAAUCUCUCUGACUCUUUUCUCCUAAAAAUUCCAAACUCCCUCCCAUCUCAUGUUCUCAUUGCAUUAGCCAAAAAAAACACCAAACUUUCAAAAGUGACUGAACUCUCUCUCUUUCUCUCUUUCUCUCUUCUUGUCUUAAAAAUGCUUUCUUUAACUAAAAUCUCUCGAAGAACCCAUCUUUUCUAAACUAUGAAAGAUGGGUUUUUUCCGGCGACUUUUUGGUGCCAAGAAGAAGUCUAGAUCUUCAAAAACAACACCCUCUUUGUCACAGUCCAAGAAGGUUGAUCAAAUUUUGUUAUCAACUACUCCUUAUGAUGCUAAUAAUUUGGAUGCUAAUAAGCAUGCAAUAGCUGUGGCAGCUGCUACUGCUGCUGUUGCUGAAGCUGCACUUGCUGCUGCUCAAGCGGCUGCUGAGGUUGUUAGAUUGACUAGUGGUGGUGGUGGUGGUAAUGUUCUUGGUGGCAGUCACCGCCGGUUUGUGGAGGAAGUGUCGGCGGUUAAAAUUCAAUCUGCCUUCCGUGGUUAUUUGGCAAGGAGGGCACUAAGGGCACUAAAAGCAUUGGUGAAGCUUCAAGCCUUAGUGAGAGGCCACAUUGUGAGAAAGCAAACAGCAGACAUGCUUAGGCGUAUGCAAACAUUAGUGAGACUGCAGGCUCGAGCCCGUGCCAGUCGCAGUCAUGUGUCCGACUCUUGGCAUACUACUAGCAAGUCCUCCCAUUCUCGUUAUGCUGUCCCUGCAAGUCCUUCCAAGGAUCACCUGUUUUGCGCUUCUAGUACCAAAUCUGAUGGCCCCUCAAUUCUCAAGAGAUGUGGUUCAAAUGCAAACUUUAGGGAGAGCAUUGACUUUGACAAAGUAAAAUUGGGUUCAAAUUGGCUAGAACGUUGGAUGGAAGAAAGUUUAUGGAAUGACCAUGGCAGCAAUCCACUGAGAAAUCGACAUGCUGAUGACGAGAAGAGUGACAAGAUCCUUGAAGUAGACACUUGGAAGCCCCAUGUGAGAUCCCAACAAAGUAAUAGGACAUUUCAGACUUCACAGUAUGCUUUGGCUUCGGAUCAUAACAAUCAGAGCUUUAUGACAUUUGACUCUCCAUCAAAAAAAACACCAAAUCCAAUGCUGAGCGUCCCUUCAGGAGAAAUUUUUCACUCUCUUAAAUUACCCCUAGGAAAUGAUGAAGCAAUUUCAAGGACAGCUGAGAAUAGUCCUCGCCUGUUUUCUGCAACAUCUAGACCUGGAAGUAGUGGUAGAAAAGGCGGAGCCCAUUUUACGCCCACAAGGAGUGAGUGCUCUUGGGGCUUCUUUAAUGGAUACCCGGGUUACCCUAACUACAUGUCUAACACAGAAUCAUCUCGAGCCAAGGUUAGGUCACAAAGUGCCCCGAGGCAGAGGCUUGAGUUUGAGAAAUACGGUUCAAGCAGAAGAUCUGUUCAAGGGUAUUAUGAUGCAGACAUUCGAUCAGAAAGGGGUUUGGCUCAAAAUACUGAACUUCCUUCUGGCUACUCGAAUAGAUUAGGAACUUCCAACUUAAGGUGACAACUGUUCAUUUUCUUAUCUGUUUAUCCUCUUCCUUUUCCGGUGUGUGCGCAAAUGCUGUUGUUGUAAUUAUUUGAUCAUGAUCUGACAAACUUUGUCCUUACGAAACUGAACUUUUAACAUUGAGUGAUUCAGAUUGAUGUAAUAUCCCAAAUUGUGCGUGUACCUUCUUUUAUUCCAACAAUGUUCAAGUGUUAUUAUAGUUUGCUCAUA
This is a messenger RNA of Populus euphratica (Euphrates poplar), 1759 nucleotides long. Its product is annotated as protein IQ-DOMAIN 14-like. The coding region runs from base 212 to 1546 and encodes 444 amino acids. The transcript is spliced from 4 exons. Gene Ontology annotation, molecular function: protein binding. The record is from RefSeq and is a predicted model, not a curated record. NCBI's taxonomy places the organism in Eukaryota, Viridiplantae, Streptophyta, Magnoliopsida, Malpighiales, Salicaceae.